AUGUGCGAGUCACAUACCAUCCAUCACAUCUGUGGCCAUGCCAAAUUCAAGACCCUCGUCCAGUGCGCUGACAUGAUUGACAGACUGGUCGCCUCCCAUCUGCUGGUCAGCUGUUCCCAUCAUCUUUGCGACGACAUCGGCGACAACCCACACAUCUUCCCCGACAUAUGUGACUCUUGUAAGCGGAGCGCCGUCAUCGCCGACUGGAUUGACCAGCAGCCGGGCGGCAAGUUCGAGGUGCUGCGGGCGUGGAGGAGACAGAAUCGACCGCAAUCGAACUCGAGCGAAGAGCCAGAAGCUGCCCAUGUUGACCAUGGCGCCGAUAUGCAUGAAAUGGAAAUGGAGGCCGCCGAAACACUGUCGGAGGUUCCAGUUUCCGAUUGCCUAGACAUUUCCGCUUCAGUUUCGGUUUCCACCGCCGAUUCAGCAAGCCCCAGCCCUCCGGCACCGUCGUCCGUUCAGAGUGCGUGGUGUAGUGCCCCUUCCGAUCAUGCGAAGACGGCGGAACCGAGGAAUCUCAAGAAGCGUUUGGCGAGCUUGACCACUCGAGCCGACCGGCUAAUCGCGAGGAUCCGAGCCAAAGAGACUGAGACGGCGACGGUAGGAGGGACGUUGGACAACUGA
This is a messenger RNA of Capronia epimyces CBS 606.96, 624 nucleotides long. RefSeq lists its product as uncharacterized. Lineage: Eukaryota; Fungi; Ascomycota; Eurotiomycetes; Chaetothyriales; Herpotrichiellaceae. The record is from RefSeq and is a predicted model, not a curated record. The transcript has a single exon. Bases 1 to 624 code for a protein of 207 amino acids.